AUGGACGACCUCGAAGCACUUGAGCACUUGUCGCUCGUCUCAAAAGUGGCUUCCGAGAUUCAGAAUCAUAUGGGCAUUAGCGACAAGACCAUCGCCGAGUUCGUCAUUGCCCAACAUGAACAGUCCAAGAACCUCGACGAAUUCAAGACGAAGCUGUCCGAGUUCGACUUCUCAGCAACUCUUGCGACCGCAAUCGAUCGCCUGGUGCUCACCAUGCACCCCAAGUACAAGUCGAAAGCCAAAACGCAAGCGCAUACCGACCAUGAGGACGAGCGAGAUCUUGAUGGCGAAAGAGACAGGAAAACAAGAGUCUUCAAGGGACUGGUGAUACCGGACAAAGAUGUUGCAUUCGAUGACCAAGACGACAAGACGCCGCAAGAGGAGGAUUCAAAACUGGACGCAAUGGACGACACUUUUGCUCUUCUCGAAGGAUUGGCAGGCGCGGGUAAGCCCAAGCCGAAGCCCAGCGCUCCUCGCAAGCGUAGCGUGAGCCCAGUGGCAGAGGAUGAAUACGAUGACCGCCGGAGCAAGAAGUCACGAAGGCGAUCCCGCUCUCCUGAACAAAGACACGAUGACUACGUAUUCGAGGACGAAUUUGGCAGGACCCGUAUAUGGCGCAAGCCUGAUGAGGAUACCGAUCGCAAAAGCAGACAUCGACAGAGAAGUCGUAGUGGAGACCGACACCGACGCGCACCGACGCCCGAAAUCGACGAUUCACCAGUGUUAUACAAGAUCUACGAUGGUAGAGUUACGGGAAUCAAAGAUUUCGGUGUCUUUGUAAAUCUGUAUGGAGUCAAGGGCAAGGUCGAUGGCCUGGUGCACAUUUCUGCCAUGGCCGAGGGUAAGGUCAACCACCCCUCUGAUCUGGUAUCUCGCAACCAAGAAGUAAAGGUCAAAGUCAUGAAGCUGCAAGACAACCGCAUCAGUCUAUCCAUGGCUGAAGUUGACCAAGUAACUGGACAAGACUUUGCUCCUCACAAGCGUAUUGGUGCUGCUACUGGUGCGAAUGCUUUGGGUAUGAACGGAGAUGAACGCUACGGUAACCUUACCUCAAACGUACCCGUGAUUGAAGGCAACAUGAAUCAAAAACGCAACAGAAAAAGAAUGACAUCUCCAGAGCGUUGGGAGAUCAAGCAAUUGAUUGCUUCUGGUGCAAUCUCGGCCCAAGAGUAUCCUGACAUUGACGAAGACUACAACGCAGCACUCAGGGGCGAGGAGAUCGAAGAAGAGGAGGAUGUUGAUAUUGAAGUCAGGGAAGAGGAGCCGCCAUUCUUGGCUGGGCAGACAAAGCAGUCUCUGGAGCUUUCUCCUAUUCGAGUCGUCAAAGCACCCGAUGGAUCGAUGAACAGAGCGGCUAUUGCUGGAGAUGUCCUUGCCAAGGAGCGUCGAGAUUUGAAACAACAAGAAGUUAGAGACAAGGCUGCGAAGGAAAACUCUGGAGUCGAUUUGCAAGCACAGUGGAAUGACCCAAUGGCAAAUCCGGAACAACGACAGUUUGCCAGCGACCUGCGUCAGGCUCGUCAAAAUGAUGGAGAAGUCCCGGAAUGGAAGCGUAUUGCCUCGCACAGCAAGACUCAGUCCUUUGGUAAACGCACCAACAUGUCGAUAAAGGACCAACGUGAGAGUUUACCUGCUUUCCAAUUCCGGAAACAGUUCUUGGAGGCUGUCGCAGGCUAUCAACUUUUGAUUGUCGUCGGAGACACUGGAUCUGGAAAAACGACUCAAUUGACACAGUAUCUUGCCGAGGAAGGUUACGCCAACUCAGGCGUGAUUGGAUGUACACAACCUCGUCGUGUCGCUGCUAUGUCGGUGGCUCAGCGUGUGUCUGAAGAAGUCGGAUGCCGUCUGGGAGAAGAGGUUGGUUACACCAUUCGUUUUGAGGACAAGACGUCAAGCAACACCAAGAUCAAGUACAUGACAGACGGUAUCAUGCAACGUGAGAUUCUCCUAGACCCUGAGCUAAACAGAUACUCUGUUAUUAUGCUUGAUGAGGCUCACGAGCGUACGAUUGCGACCGAUGUUCUGUUCAGUUUGCUCAAAAAGACGUUGAAGAAGCGACCUGACAUGAAGUUGAUUGUCACAUCAGCUACCUUGGACGCAGCAAAGUUCUCGGAGUACUUCAACCAAUGCCCUAUCCUUACCAUUCCUGGUCGUACCUUCCCUGUCGAGAUCAUGUACUCUCGCGAACCCGAAUCAGAUUACCUCGACGCCGCUCUUACCACAGUCAUGCAAAUCCACCUUACCGAACCACCAGGCGACAUUCUGCUCUUCUUGACUGGUAAAGAGGAGAUUGAUACAUCUUGCGAAAUUCUCUACGAGCGGAUGAAGGCGCUGGGUCCGAGUGUACCAGAACUCAUGAUUCUCCCUAUCUACGGAGCUUUACCAAGCGAAAUUGCCAGUAAGAUCUUUGAGCCUGCGCCGGUGGGUACUAGAAAGGUUGUUAUCGCAACGAAUAUCGCCGAGACGUCCAUCACCAUUGACGGCAUCUACUUCGUCGUGGAUCCUGGUUUCGUGAAGCAGAGCGCAUACGAUGCUAGACUUGGUAUGGACCGUCUUCAGGUGACCCCUAUCUCACAGGCUCAGGCACGUCAACGUGCUGGACGAGCUGGCAGAACGGGACCUGGAAAAUGUUUCCGUCUGUACACCGAAGCCGCUUAUCAAUCCGAGAUGCUGCCGACUACUAUUCCUGAGAUUCAACGUCAAAAUCUUGCUAGCACCAUCUUGACACUGAAGGCUAUGGGUAUCAACGACUUGCUUCACUUUGACUUUAUGGACCCGCCACCAACAAAUACCAUGUUGACGGCACUCGAAGAACUCUAUGCAUUGUCAGCCCUCGAUGACGAAGGAUUGCUUACCCGACUUGGUAGACGUAUGGCCGACUUCCCGAUGGAACCAACGCUUGCCAAGACGACAAUCAUGUCGGUUGACUUGGGAUGCUCUGAUGAGAUUCUGUCAAUCGUGGCCAUGAUCUCGGCAGUGCAGACUGUCUUCCACAGACCCAAAGACAAGCAAGACCAGGCAGACAAGAAGAAGGCCAAGUUCCACGAUGCAUCGGGUGAUCAUCUGACUUUGCUCAACGUGUACAAUGCAUGGAAGCAAAGCAGAAUGAGCGAUCCUUGGUGCUUCGAGAACUUUAUCCAGCCGCGAAGCAUGAAGAGAGCAGAGGAUGUGCGCAAGCAAUUAGUACAGAUCCUCGACCGUCUUCGGCUUCGCGUAGUCAGUUGCGGUCGCGAUACAACACGGGUUCGCCAAGCACUCUGCAGUGGCUUCUUCAGAAACUCGGCUCGCAAGGAUCCCCAAGAAGGAUACAAGACGUUGAUCGAAGGCACGCCAGUGUACAUGCAUCCUUCAUCGGCGCUGAACCGCAAGGCUGCUGAACAUGUCAUCUACCACAGCUUGGUGGAAACGACCAAGGAGUACAUGCACAAUGUUACAGUGAUUGAGCCUAAAUGGCUUGUGGAAGCAGCACCGACAUUCUUCAAGGUUGCUGGUAAGGAGGGUGGACUCAGUAAGAGAAAGCGGGCUGAAAGAAUCCAGCCCCUCCACAAUAGAUUUGCGGGUGAAGACGACUGGAGAUUGAGUGCGCAGAAGAAGCAGGGCAGAGGAGGUGGUGGAACUUGGGGUUAA
This is a messenger RNA of Aureobasidium vineae, 3627 nucleotides long. Lineage: Eukaryota; Fungi; Ascomycota; Dothideomycetes; Dothideales; Saccotheciaceae. The record is from the annotation of a GenBank genome assembly.